This is a messenger RNA of Otolemur garnettii (small-eared galago), 522 nucleotides long. It is a transcript of the gene NDUFA5, whose product is annotated as NADH:ubiquinone oxidoreductase subunit A5. Lineage: Eukaryota; Metazoa; Chordata; Mammalia; Primates; Galagidae. The transcript has 5 exons. The coding region runs from base 30 to 380 and encodes 116 amino acids. The record is from RefSeq and is a predicted model, not a curated record. Gene Ontology annotation, biological process: respiratory electron transport chain.
CUGCGCGUGGUCCGCUCGUCCGCGCUGUCAUGGCGGGUGCUCUGAAGAAGACUACUGGCCUUGUGGGAUUGGCCGUAUGUGAGACCCCACACGAGAGGCUAAGGAUAUUGUAUACAAAGAUUCUUGAUGUUCUUGAGCAAAUCCCUAAAAAUGCAGCAUAUAGAAAGUACACAGAACAGAUUACAAAUGAGAAGCUGGCUAUGGUUAAAGCAGAACCAGAUGUUAACAAAUUAGAAGACAAACUUCAGGGUGGCCAAAUAGAAGAGGUGAUUCUUCAGGCUGAAUAUGAACUAAGUCUGGCAAGAAAAAUGAUGCAGUGGAAACCAUGGGAGCCAUUAGUGGAAGAGGCUCCUGCCAAUCAGUGGAAAUGGCCAAUAUAAUCAUUAGUGAAUGACUUUGGUGGGUUGAUGGGAAAUUGAUGUAAUUAGUAUUCUAUUUUAAAAAUGUGUCUAAAUUAUGUGACAUUAUCAAACUGAUACAGAACCUAUUUAAGAGACUUAUUAAAAUUGGUAAUUAUGGUAA